GCAAACAGUUUCGACCGAGCGUUUGCCAGAAUCUAGAGUAUCUCGUAUCGAAUUAUCGUAUCGCAUCGAAUCGGAUAGACUGAAGCCAAACCUGAGACUGAGAAUUGGCAGCUGUUGCAUGCUGUUGCGGCAGACUCAGUGACGCCGCGAGUGACGUCGCCGUGUCUUGUUUUUGUUGCUUGUUUGUUUGGUGACCCCGACGCGAAUCGAUCCUCGCGAGUGUGUGACCGAGACAGCAAUAUAUACACAUUAUCCUCUGAUAAACAAUUGAAGAAACAGUGCAAGAGAGAAAGAGUCCGAGGUAUUUCGCAUUCGAGCCAAUGGUCAGAGCGACAGGGACAAGGAUGGGCCUGCUCCUGCCCAUAAUCCUGGCACUGGCCAUCGGAUCCUCGGCCGCCGGCAUAUCCUCCAACGAUCCCUGCUACUUCGAGGGCAAGCCGCGCAAGUGCCUGCCAAGCUUUGUGAAUGCCGCCUAUGGGAAUCCCGUUCAGGCAUCCAGCGUUUGUGGCGCCCAACAGCCGGAGCGUUACUGCGAACUGUUGCGCGACGGAAAUGCCGGCGAGUGUCGUUCAUGCGAACAGCAGCGGUACGGUCCGGCGGCAUUAACCGAUCUAAAUAAUCCCAGUAAUGUGACCUGCUGGCGAUCGGGUGCCGUUAAUGUGCCCCACGAUCCGGACAGUGCGCCGCCGGAUAAUGUGACCCUAACCUUGUCGCUGGGCAAGAAGUACGAGCUGACCUAUAUAUCGUUGUCAUUUUGUCCCCGCUCGCCGCGUCCCGAUUCGCUGGCCAUAUUCAAGAGCUCGGAUUUUGGACAGACCUGGCAACCCUUCCAGUUCUAUAGCUCACAGUGUCAAAAGUUCUAUGGACGACCGGAUCGCGCUAAGAUCUCCAAGUUUAAUGAGCAGGAGGCCAGAUGCAUCAAUUCGCAACAUGACACGGGCGGAGCUGCUCAGCGAUUUGCCUUCAAUACAUUGGAGGGUCGUCCGUCGGCCAAUGAUCUGGAUUCCUCGCUGGUCCUGCAGGAUUGGGUGACGGCCACGGAUAUAAGAGUUGUAUUCCAUCGCCUUGAAUUGCCACCACAAUUGUUGAAGGUGAAAAAUGCAAAUGCCUUUAGCGAUGAGAUGGGCGGCAGUCGCGAGGAGGAUGAGGAUGAUGAUGCGGAUCUGGAACUGGAUGGCGAGCAGGAUGAGUACGACUACAAUCUGCAGGACAACGACAGUGCCGAUGCUGGGUACGAUGAGUACGAGGAGCCCAAGAAGCAUUUGGAACUGGAUGAUGAUCAUCUGCAUUUGGACUAUGCCAGUGAUGGUGAAUCGGUUGUAAAGAGGCAGGGCAAGCACAAGGGUAGCGCCUAUGAGAAGCACUACCAGAGCAAACUGGCGGCCACCACGCCCCCACAACAGCCGCCCAAGGUGACGCCACCUGGCAAGGUCACGCCCCCUAGCACAGCUGCCCCUUCUGCCGCUGCCUCCGCGGUGACCUUGCCCAUUUCGCAGCAUUACGCCGUAUCGGAUUUUGCCGUCGGCGGACGAUGCAAGUGCAAUGGUCACGCCUCCGAGUGUGUGGCCACCGUCAGUUCGGGAUCAGGAACGGCACUUUCGGAUCAGGACGAUGGCCAGGACGAGGACACGCCGUCCGCCCCCUCGCUGGCCAACCACUUUGGUCGCAGUACCCAGAUGAGCGCCAAACUGACCAUGACCUGCGCCUGCAAGCACAACACCGCCGGACCGGAAUGCGAACGCUGCAAACCCUUCUACUUCGAUCGACCCUGGGGCAGGGCCACCGACAAUGAUGCCAACGAAUGCAAAAUGUGCCAGUGCAACGGACACGCCCGUCGCUGCCGCUUCAAUCUGGAGCUGUACAAACUAUCUGGACGGGUUUCGGGAGGUGUAUGCUACAACUGCCAGCACGAUACUACCGGAAGAUACUGCCACUAUUGCCGCGAGGGAUAUUAUCGGGAUGCCACUAAGCCGCCAAAUCAUCGCAAAGUCUGCAAGCGUUGCGAUUGCCAUCCAGUGGGCUCGACGGGCAAGACGUGCAAUCACCUGAGUGGCCAGUGUCCCUGCAAGGAGGGCGUCACCGGACUAACUUGCAACCGAUGUGCCCGAGGCUAUCAGCAGACCCGCUCCCACGUGGCACCCUGCAUCAAGGUGCCCACUAAUGCGAACAUGAUUCAGGCCGAGAGUGCUGGCGGCGGUGGAGGAGGUGGCACUGGUGAUUACAAGGAUGGCGGUGGCUCCCAGGUCGAGGAGAUGAAAAAGUACUGCGGCAAGUGCAAGGCGAGUCCCAAGAAGCUCAAUCUCAACAAGUUUUGCAUGGAAGAUUAUGCAAUUUUGGCCAAGGUGAUUGGCCACGAUCGCGCCUCCCAGGACAUCAGCACGGAAAAGUUCUCGAUAGAGCGACAGAACGAGAUCUACAAGUACGAGAUCAAUAUCCAGACGAUCUUCAAGCGGAAUCCCAUGUCGGGCACUACGAGUUCCUUGCUCGGUAGGGGCAAUAUGAUGCUGCUGGUGCCGCGCAAGAGCAUCGAGUGCCAGUGUCCAAAGAUAAAGCUAAACAAAUCAUAUCUCAUCCUUGGACGUGACUCGGAGGCGGCGCCUGGUUACUUGGCCAUCGGACCGAGCUCGGUGGUCCUUGAAUGGAAGGACGAGUGGUCGCUUCGCAUGAAGCGGUUCCAGCGGCGGGCACGCAAAUGCAGUUGAAUCGAACCGGAAACGGAAUAUGUCAGAGCGGAUUUCAAUUUCACACACUUGGCUAGGUAUCGGUUUUUGUAUAAAUUGUACAGUUUACUCAAGUUUCUGACCUUCUUCGGCAUCAUGCUAUAAAUUAAUCAGCCACGGCGAUUUCCCAACCGGAAGUGGCCCUCAAGCCCCAUAGCCCGUCUAUAUAAUCUCAAUUCCUACCCAGAUAAUCUCCAUCCGGGGCGGUCUCUAGUCUAUAAAGCGCUUUUACAUAACAUCAGCAAACAAACAAGCCAUCCAACAAUCGGAAAACAAGCGAAAACACAACGUACAUCGUAUUAACCCCGCCCUUUUUAUGAAACACCAAAUGCUAAUUACAGUUACGUGCCAAUGGGUGGGCCAGUUGGCGUAUGGGCAUGUGGGCGUGGCCGCGUGUCCUUAACGGUUAUGUGCCGGUCAUAAAAAACAGUUAUAAAUUGAAAAUAAGUGCGAAAAAGAGCGGUAACAUCGCGUGUCGCGAUUCUAGACAAGCAAACAAACUGAAUUUUGGGUGGCAAAUGAACGGGCAAUGCAACCGGAUGGGGUGAUGAUGGACAAACAGGCCGCGUCGACACAUAAGUGCAGUCAUGAACCAUCAACACGACUCUCGACCAUCUGCCACACACUUCUCAAUACUGGGGGAACUCGGCCAAAAUAUGAUCGCCAAGUGAAAUUUAUUUAAAUCAUAUUCUAUACAUCAAAUUACACUUUUGUUUUUUUUUUAAUCAGAUGAAACUUACAAAAGAGCAAAACAAGUUCUCAGCCGUUCUCAGUUUCUACUGACUAUACAUUUUUACAUCAAUUUAUAAAGGUAACACAACUUUUCAAUAGGCAUUCAUUUAAUUUUCAAAUCAAUAAAAACUUAGGAAACCUUAAAAUUGAAUCGAAUGAUUUUAUUUUCAAACUAAUCACUGCCAAGCAACUCAAAUCUUUUAUGAUGGAAAACCGAAGACAAAAAUUAGUAAUCAUUGUGCAUCUGCUUCGAUGUCAUUAAUAAUUAGUAUCAAAAAUUAGGCAUCAUUGUCUGAGAUUUCAAUGUCAUAAUUUUCAAAGGGUUUUAAUUAAAUAUUUUUUAACUUUUAUAUUUUGAAUACCCCUCACAAUGCUUCGCUCUGCCAUCCAAUCGAAAAAUUGAUUCAAUUUUCCAUAUGUACCAAAUUUCUAUUUAAAUAUUUACCAUUUUGUUUCGUAGUCCAGCAGUUUUCAUGUGCACUUAUUUAUUUUACUCUAGCAAAGAAUAUUUUUGUGUUUUAUCCAUCUGUCUGUUUCUUUGGGAUAUAUUUACACAACUUACGCAAAAGCAUUGCGAUUGAAAAAUUGCAAUAUUUUCUUCCAAUUUAUAACAAAUAUUUGUGGACUUCAGCUGCAAGGGUAUUUAAAUUCAGGUUUCGAGUUUCAAUUGGUAUCAUUUCUGGUUUUCCUGCAUUUCAUGUGCGAGCAGAAAAACGCCUCUCAAGAAUUUAUGCAAACAGUUUUGGCCGAUAAUUAUGCACAUGUUUAUUGACUAUCUGCUAGUUGAUUUUUCACGCGCUUUUGCAUACCAAUUUGUUUGAUGGAUGCAUCAAUAAAAAAAAAAAUCAAGGCGGCGAACAGCGGCAAAACACGCAUUUAAAAUACAUUUAUUUGAAUUUAAUUUUCAAUUUGAAUUAUGCAUGCAAAUUGUGAGCGCAUCAAUACCGGCUCGCUCUGUUUCAAAUACAGAUACAGUAUAUGCAUCUAUAUCUAUAUGUGUCUGAAACUAAAAAAUCGAAGGCGUUAAGAGUGAGUUUGAAGGUGUUAAGGUAUCGGGGUACCGGUUGUAACUUGUUUUUGGAGCAUGUGUAGGCCACUCUUGAACACUUGAAACUCAUCCCGUGCAGCCGCGCGGUACAGUGAAGACAGCCCAUAACGGAAAUAAACAUAUAUCAAAUAUAAUUUUCAUGCGUAUUCAAUAAUUUGUUCGCUAAAUUUACACUCUCUUUUCAACGAACUAUUACUUCUUUGGAAUGUAACAGUAAUUUUACACGUUUUCAUGAACUGAGUACCCACUGUACCGCUCGAUAAGUAUCACAGCCAAAAGCAACAAAGCGGCAGACAACAUGACGCAUAUAACACAAAUUGAACAGCAGAAACAAACAGAAAAAUUCGCCACAAGAUGGAACAAUUCAAAAUUUAACCUGAAUAUUCAACAUAAAUUAUUGCAAAUUAAACAUUGAAGAAGAAUAAAAAUCAAGAUAACGUAAAAUUCGAAAUAUAUUCUCAUUUGAUCACCAUAUUUAAAAACGAUGCAUUUCUGUCCGUGUACAGAACAAAUGAACUUCGUGGGCUGAAUCAAGUGAUAUGCAUGCCCCCCCCUCCAAUUGCAGUUACAUUUUUCGAUGUUGCUGCGGAUUAAACAUGUUUCGGGCUCAAAAAUGUAACAUGAUAUAUGACAGCCAAGUGUCGAACUUGAUAAAUGUUUUAAUGAAUUUAUUUUCGUGUUUAUAUGCUGCCAGCCAUCCAUGAAUCGAGAUCUUUAGCUGACUUUGCUUCGUUUUUCGUUCAGCUCGAUGGCUGGCACGACACCUACUCUCUGCUGGGUCUUUUGUGGCAGUCCAAUUUCGAUAUGUGUCCCCCCAACCAUGGCUUCAUCAACAUCCACAUCCACAUACACAUCCACAUAUAAAUAUCCACACAGAGCCAUUCACAUAUUAUUCAGGUCCGACCGUGACCAUGAUGUAUGAUAAAUCAAAAUGGGGGCAACAUAUGCAGGGACAGUCCAGAGUUGGACAGUUAACAUGCUGCGGCAUUUAAGCCGAGAUUUGUGUUCGCAUUCACUCUCCGCCCAGGGACGCAUAAUUAGCUCUGCUUCUGGCAUCUGGGAUGUGGAUCUGGAUCGGGAUUCGUAUCUGUUUCUGUUUCCCUUGCUGUUACUGUUGCUGUUACUGUUUCACGCUGGCCAACGUGGCGUAUGAGUCAUGGACACACGUGUGCCCACCGCAUACGGAUAAUCUUUUUUGGAGAGCAUGUCCUGGGGCAAAAUAAAUGCAAAAUUGUCAACUGUCAACUGAAUACAUUUAAGCACACAUUUUUAUGCAGAUGCUACCGUGCAAACUGUGAAUAUUAACAAUUCACAGGGAUUGGACAUAAAGAGAGUUUGCAUUUCAUCAUGCUGUAAAGAGCUUCAUUAAUAAUACUGUUGUCAAAAAAUUAUUAGCUGUGGCUUAGUACUUAAAUUUCACAAACCAUGCCAAAUUUAAUAGGUCCCAAUAAUUUCAGAUUUUUCAAGCUGUCCAAAAAAACUAAAUGUUAAAUGAUAGUAAAGACAGCAUUUCAGGUGACAAAGGUUACAUUUCACACCAUUUUUGAUCUUGCAAGGAUUGAUUCCUACUCCCACUGCUUUGGAUCAACCCCUUUCACCUGAACCUUCCAAAAAUAACAUUAAAUAAAUGCUAAAAAAAAGGAUGGAAAUGAUUCAACAAAAAAGUGGGAAAAAAUGAAAAUGAAAUGAGAAAUUCAAUUGUGGCCUCGGUCUGGUCUCGUCGACUGCGGCCGGCUUCAUGCCUUCAUGCAUAUUUAAAUGAGAUUUUGCGUUAACUGAAUUUUUCACCGGCAUUCUGCAGAUGGAAAUGGGAGGGGGCGUGGCCAGUCGGAUGCGUGGGCGUGCGGCCCUCAAAAGAAAAAAAAAAAAGAACAUAUUAAUUUAUAUAAUGUACGAGUACGCACAGAGAUAUAAAACAUUUAUAUAGAUUUAAAUAAAUUGGGUUCUUUUCGCCGCUUUUUAUUUGUAUUUUUAUUUUUGCAAUUUUUGCCGUUCAUUUAACUCUGAAUGGGGAGGAGGCGUGGCAGCAGGCGUGUUGUCGCAUAUGUAUUUUAAAUAGGAUGCAGGCCCAUUAGCAUAUAAAUUGACGCAGCGACAGUUGAGUGGAUAAAGGAGAAAAAAUAAAAAUAACACUCUUAACCGACAGGCUGAACAAUGGAAAGGGUUAUGGUGGCUCGUAACUGUUAACUAGCAUUUGGUCAGAACAAAAAGAAAAAAAAAAAGAUAAAUAAAACUACACGAAAUUUAUUGAAAUGCCCACCAAACAUCACCGACAAAAACACUAUUCGUACCACAAGAACAACAGCCCCAAGCUGACAAAUUGACUUCCGUUUCCGCUAAUUGAAAAACAAAAUGAAAUUUUCUUCGAAAGAAUGAAUGAAAAGUACUUAAUGAGAGAGAUGCAAACAUAACCAAAUUAGUCAUUAGUUGAUAUGUCAAGCCGUUUAUUUAUUUACACACCUUUUUUUCCUAAUCUUAAUUAUAAAUUAAUACGCCUAAACGGAAUAUAUUUAAAACAAAAGCGAAAAUCGAAAAUCGAAAAUGAGUAGGGGAAGCAGAAGAGCUAAAAUGUAUUUAUAUGUUAUAUGAAACCCGUGAAACUGGAAAGUUUUGAUGAUCCAAUGGACUUUCUUACUUGUAGAUCACUUCCCUUUUGGUUUGCAUAUGCAUUAAGCAUGGCCUACUAAUCACAUAUCCUUCGACCACACACACACACAAAUAAACACAAUUAAUUAUUAAAGAAUGUUUUUUUUUUUUGUCAGACUAAUAUGAAUAUCAAGCGUGUGUGUCCAGAACGAAUUAUUCAUAUGGUAAGCUAAAAAACAAAAAAUGAAAUACAAAUGCAUACAUACAUAUAAAACAUAAAUAUAAUCAAAAAAGAAACACAAACAUUUUUUUUCUUAGAUUUUUUGUAAAUACUCAAAAAAACGUAACGAGUGAAGAAGAUGAAACGCUAAGGCAAAUAGAACUAUAUAUAUAUAUAUAUAGAUAUAUAUAUAUUGAUAAAUUGAUUACAAUUUCGAUUAUUGCUAAUUAUUAUGUUGAAUCAUAAAUUGCACACACUUACACACACCCACACACACACACACACACACAAAAAGGCAGCAGAAGAAAGCAAGAGAAAUUCACAUUGUCUGAUAUUAAAGUAUUGUAGUUGGUACUUAUAUAAUAUAUAAAUAUAUAUAUAUAUAUAUAAAUAAAUAUUAAAAUAUGAUUAAUCAUAAUACAUAAAGUAUGCAAUUUUUGUGGCAAAGAAAAAAAAUAUAUCAAAGACAAGCAGAUGGAGGAAAAUCCAAGUUAUAUAUAUAUCAUUUAUGUGUACUUGAAAAAGUAAAAAACCCGAAAACAAAGCAAAAAGAGCAUGAAAGUUUAAUCGAAUUAAGUGGACAGAUUGCUAAUAAUAAUAAUAAAACUAAUAACGAAAUC
Messenger RNA from Drosophila melanogaster (fruit fly), 7926 nucleotides. RefSeq names its product Netrin-B (gene NetB). Gene Ontology annotation, biological process: compound eye development; glial cell migration; regulation of photoreceptor cell axon guidance. The coding region runs from base 321 to 2702 and encodes 793 amino acids. NCBI's taxonomy places the organism in Eukaryota, Metazoa, Arthropoda, Insecta, Diptera, Drosophilidae. Gene Ontology annotation, cellular component: extracellular matrix; axonal growth cone; extracellular region. The transcript has 9 exons. The record is from RefSeq and is marked reviewed.